CGUUUCCGGUCAAAAUUACAAAAAUGUCCGCAUACGGAGGGAAACCAGUAGAGGACCAUAGAAGAAAAUGGGACAAAGCAGAAUAUGAGAAAGUUGCCAAGGAGCGUUUGGAGAAAGAAGCACAGGCACUCCUAGAUGAAACCUUGGGCAAAAAAGAAAAGCCAGUUAAAAGAGAACUCCUAAAGCCAAGAGAAUACAAGGUUGAUCUUGACUCUAAAUUGGGGAAAUCAUCUGUCAUAACAAAAACUACACCAUCGUCUCAACAAGGAGGGUACUAUUGCAAUGCAUGUGACUGUGUCGUCAAGGAUUCCAUUAACUUUCUUGAUCACAUCAAUGGCAAAAAACAUCAAAGAAAUCUUGGGAUGUCAAUGAGGGUAGAAAGGUCAUCACUAGAUCAAGUAAAGAAACGAUUUGAAGCCAAUAAAAAGAAGAUGGAAGAGAAGAAAAAGGAUUAUGACUUUGAGGAGCGAAUGAAAGAGUUGAAAGAAGAGGAAGAAAAACAAAGAGCAUACAGACGAGAAAAACGUAAAGCCCAAAAAAGAAAGGCAGAUGACACAGAGACUGGUGGUAAUAUGGACCCAGAUAUGGCUGCUCUCAUGGGUUUCUCAGGGUUUGGAUCAUCAAAGAAAUGAUGUUUCAAAAGACAGUUUAUGUGUUUAAUUUGUGGAAUAAUUUUAGUACAAUUGUAUGUUCCAUAUUGGAGCACAGGGAUAUAUGUGUUGUACUUAUACUUAUUGAGAAAAACAGGUACAGGUGGAUAAGCUUUCUAUAAUGGCUUGAUUCAUGAAUAUGAGAAUUGUAUUAUAACUCCAUACAUGGAUAGGAUGAUUGUACCUUGACUCCCUAUAUUAAUGAGGAUUGAAUUAUUGUUCCAUACAUAGAUAUGACUCCAUCCAUGGGUAUGAGGAUUGGAUUGUGGCUCCAUCCAUGGAUAUGAUGAUUGUACCAUGGCUCCAUUC
Molecule: messenger RNA, 959 nt
Organism: Owenia fusiformis
Lineage: Eukaryota; Metazoa; Annelida; Polychaeta; Sabellida; Oweniidae
Source: the annotation of a GenBank genome assembly